UUUUUCGGAGGACGUGAAACACGUUAGUUGUUAUGUGAUCGCCGCCGACUGUCAAAAAUCUCGUGAGGAAGUGUUUUUGCUUGAAAUCACGUAAAAUUUUGAAGAAUUUUAGUUUUUAGGUGGUCAAAAUGUUGCGUACGGUUGCAUCAGUUGCAAUCCGUCAGGGACUUCAGGCAAUUCGUACACAACCCGUGAACCGGCUCGUUCCGAAGCCCGCGACCGACAUCGGUGCCCUAACCCGAAGCUUCUCAACCCUCCUUAGAAUCGGCAAUGCUUCAGGGUCCCUGCGAACCCCGUUCACCGUUACUGCCCAACCGACCAACAUCAACUCUACGCUGCAGAGUGCCCUAGUCUCGCCGGUCCAAAGCCAGCAACCCUCCCGAACGGUCAUCAAGUUCUCGAUGGUCAAGGGCAAGCGGAAGAGCGUCAAGCCGGUCAUCAAGCGCUUCAAGCGGCUCGACUGGGGCGGUUGGAUUCGGACCAUGUCCGGCCGGCAUAAGCACAUGUGGAAGAAGUCGGCGGCGCGGAAGCGGCGGCUGCGACAGCAUGUGAUGGUCAACUCGCAGCAGGCCCAUCUGUUGGAUAAGAUGGUCACCAAGUACUGGAAGCGUCCGAAGCAUUACAUUAACGAUCCCUACGAGCCGUAUCAUACGCGGGAGGAGCUGCGCGAGACGAGGAGGAAGCCGGUGCAGUAUUGAGAGAUUUUAGGAAGUGUGAUCGGUUAGAAAUGGAAAUAAAUUUGAGUUGAUUG
Molecule: messenger RNA, 751 nt
Organism: Culex pipiens pallens (northern house mosquito)
Lineage: Eukaryota; Metazoa; Arthropoda; Insecta; Diptera; Culicidae
Gene: mRpL35
Product: 39S ribosomal protein L35, mitochondrial
Exons: 2
Coding region: 129-698 (189 amino acids)
Biological process (GO): translation
Cellular component (GO): ribosome; mitochondrion
Molecular function (GO): structural constituent of ribosome
Source: RefSeq, a predicted model, not a curated record